UACAGGUUGGUGUUGGUGGCGCUGUCGUUACAGUUUAUUAGUUUUACACAUACAUACAUACUUUCAUUCAUCUUCUUUCUCUCUCUCUCAGUCUCUCUCCCACUCACACACCAUUCCAUUCCCCCUCAUCAUAUAAUAUCAAUUAAAUUGAUCUUGUAUCCAUUUCUUCGCCAAAAUUCUACUCUCACUGCACCACACUUUAAUGCAACAUAACAAUGGAAUCACCACCACCACCAACCACCACCACCACCACCGCCGCUACUGAAGACUGUUCAGUCAAAGUAGCUGUACAUAUCCGCCCACUCGUGGGUGAUGAAAAGCUUCAAGCUUGUAAAGAUUGUGUCUCCGUUGUUCCCGGAAAACCACAGGUGCAACUGGGUACACAUUCGUUUACAUUCGAUCAUGUUUAUGGUAGUACCGGUACGGUUUCAUCGGCUAUGUUUGAAGAAUGUGUUGCUCCUCUUGUUGAUGGUCUUUUUCAAGGAUAUAAUGCCACUGUCUUAGCCUACGGACAGACGGGUUCGGGGAAAACGUAUACUAUGGGUUCUGGCUCUAAAGAUGCUUCUCAAACAGGGCUUAUUCCUCAAGCUAUGAAUGCUUUGUUCAACAAGAUCGAAACUUUGAAGCAUCAAAUAGAUUUCCAGUUGCAUGUUUCUUUCAUUGAGAUUCUAAAAGAAGAGGUGAGAGACUUGUUGGAUCCAAACUCGAGUAACAAAUCAGAGAUAACGAAUGGGCAGACAGGAAAAGUUAAUAUACCAGGGAAGCCACCAAUACAAAUUCGUGAAAAUUCAAAUGGUGUUAUAACGCUUGCUGGAUCUACUGAAUGUAGUGUUCAAACACUUAAAGAAAUGGCUGAUUGUUUGGAGCACGGAUCGUUGAGCAGGGCCACGGGAAGUACAAAUAUGAAUAAUCAGUCGAGUCGUUCACAUGCGAUCUUUACAAUUACAGUAGAACAAAUACGAAAAGGGAGUUCUGGUGAUAAUAGUUCGAAUGACGCCAUGGGUGAUGAAUAUCUUUGUGCCAAGUUGCAUUUAGUUGACCUUGCUGGAUCAGAACGCGCUAAAAGAACAGGAUCUGAUGGCAUGCGAUUCAAAGAAGGAGUUCACAUUAACAAGGGACUUCUUGCACUUGGAAAUGUGAUCAGUGCCCUUGGUGAUGAGAAGAAACGGAAAGAAGGUGCUCAUGUUCCAUAUCGUGAUAGUAAACUUACCCGCCUCUUACAGGAUUCUCUUGGUGGAAAUAGCAGAACAGUUAUGAUCGCUUGCGUUAGUCCUGCUGAUAUAAACGCCGAGGAAACUUUGAACACGUUGAAGUAUGCUAAUCGUGCUCGGAAUAUUCAGAAUAAACCUGUAGUGAAUAGGGACCCAAUGUCAAGUGAAAUGUUAAGGAUGCGCCAACAACUAGAGUGCUUGCAGGCGGAACUUUGUGCUCGUGGUGGAGGUUCUCCAGUGGAAUUACAGGUACUGCGAGAAAGGAUUGCUUGGCUUGAAGCUACUAAUCAAGAUCUUUGUAGGGAACUUCAUGUUUACCGUAGUCGAGGCAUUGCAAUUGAUCACUCUGAAAUGGACACUAAAGUUGAUGAUUCCUUUUGUAUAGAAAAUGAAGAGUUAAAAAGAAGUGUUGAUUCAUCUGAUUAUCAGAUGAGUGAAAGUGGCGAUUCUGGCGUUAUAGAUGAAGAAGCAGCAAAAGAGUGGGAGCACACCCUUCUCCAAGACUCAAUGGGCAAAGAACUGCAUGAGUUGAAUAAACGUUUAGAGCAGAAGGAGUCGGAGAUGAAACUUUUUGGUGGAUCUGAUACUAUGACUCUUAAGCAACAUUUUGGGAAGAAAAUAAUGGAACUCGAGGAUGAAAAACGGGCAGUACAGAAAGAGAGGGACCGAUUGCAGGCCGAAAUUGAAAAUCUUUCAGCUACUUCAGACGGUCAAACACAAAAGUUACAAGAUUUGCAUUCCCACAAGUUAAAAUCACUCGAGUCACAGAUUCAGGAUCUCAAGAAGAAAAAAGACAGUCAGGUUCAAAUUGUGAAGCAAAAACAAAAGAGUGAUGAUGCAGCAAAAAAGUUACAAGACGAAAUACAAUUUAUCAAGGCCCAAAAGGUUCAACUACAACACAGGAUAAAGCAAGAAGCUGAGCAAUUCCGACAGUGGAAAGCAUCACGUGAAAAAGAAUUGUUGCAGCUAAAGAAAGAAGGGCGUAGGAAUGAAUACGAAAGGCAUAAACUGCAGGCCCUAAAUCAACGCCAGAAAAUGGUCCUUCAAAGAAAGACAGAAGAGGCUGCUAUGGCUACCAAGAGGCUCAAGGAAUUACUUGAGGCCCGCAAGUCAGUUCGCGACAUUUCUGUGACUAGCAACGGAAACGGAAAUGGAAAUGGAACAAAUGUACAGAGCAAUGAGAAAUCAUUGCAGCGAUGGCUGGAUCAUGAGGUGGAAGUGAUGGUGAAUGUUCAUGAAGUUCGAUAUGAAUAUGAGAAACAAAGCGAAGUGCGUGCUGCACUGGCUGAAGAGCUAGCUGUUCUUAGACAAGUUGAUGAAUUUGCUGCAAAAGGAGUUAGCCCUCCAAGAGGAAAAAAUGGAUUCUCUAGGGCAUCAUCUUUGUCACCUGAAGCUAGAAUGUCGAGAAUAUCUUCACUAGAGAGCAUGUUAAGCAUUUCAUCAAACUCACUUGUGUUCAUGGCUUCACAACUGUCCGAGGCAGAAGAAAGGGAGCGUGGCUUUGCAAGUCGUGGACGUUGGAAUCAGCUGCGUUCUAUGGCGGAUGCCAAGAACCUUCUUCAAUAUAUGUUCAAUUCUCUUGCAGAUGCUAGAUGCCAAUCAUGGGAGAAGGAUGUUGAGAUGAAAGAAAUGGAAGAACAGUUGCAAGAGCUUGUGGGUUUGCUAAGACAGAGUGAACUACGAAGAAAAGAAGCCGAGAAGGAGCUAAAAGUAAGAGAACAGCAAACUGUGGCAAUCGCAUUGGCUUCAUCUGCCUCGGGUAAUUCUCACAAUUCACUGAAACACGUGGCUGAUGACAUGAGUGGUCCAUUAUCUCCAAAUUCUGUUCCCGUACCAAAACAGCUCAAAUACACGGCAGGCAUAGCCAAUGGUUCAGUCAGGGAAUCAGCAGCCUUCAUAGACCAGAAACGAAAGAUGGUUCCCCUGAGUCAGUUAUCUAUGAAGAAACUGGCAUUGGUCGGGCAUUCUAAUGGAAAGCUGUGGAGGUGGAAGAGGAGUCAUCAUCAAUGGAUGUUGCAAUUCAAAUGGAAAUGGCAAAAACCAUGGAGACUCUCAGAGCUCAUCAAACACAGUGACGAAACAAUCAUGAGAUCAAAACCUCGUCCACAGCCCAUUUCCGACCUCAUGUUGCAUAGACAUUAAGUUUAAGAUGUUGCUAAUGUAUAUUCGUAUUUUACCUCACCCUCAUCUCCAACAUACAUUAUAGUGAAGAAUAUGGAAAUAAGUGCAGUGCAGUGUGAUAUAUUAGGCGUGUGUUGGAGAUAUGUGCUUGUAGAUGGUUCAUUGAUUUGCUGAUCUUGGAUAGCUAAGUUUAUAAUCUUGAAAUAUUGCUGGGGGUUGUGGCAAUGGUGGCAACUUGUGAAGUCAUAUCGAUGAGAGCUUUCUGAACAUUUAAAGUUUUGAAAUUUCGGUUGCUGAUCUGCUAUGGACUUUCCGAUGCCUCCCCCAGCUGAAACUAGUGUGUGUGUUUUCUAGUGUGAUUUUUUUUUUGGAAACACAAGUGUUGUAGUUUUAUAGCUAAUUUGUUUGUAGUGCAUGAUAUGAGUGCAAAUAAUUUUGUGGAAAAUUUAACAUGUGAACAUUUAUUAACUAUGGCAAAAAAAAGUACAGAUUAUUAAUGUA
Molecule: messenger RNA, 3833 nt
Organism: Erigeron canadensis
Lineage: Eukaryota; Viridiplantae; Streptophyta; Magnoliopsida; Asterales; Asteraceae
Product: kinesin-like protein KIN-4A
Exons: 25
Coding region: 216-3353 (1045 amino acids)
Biological process (GO): mitotic spindle organization; microtubule-based movement
Molecular function (GO): microtubule binding; ATP binding; microtubule motor activity
Source: RefSeq, a predicted model, not a curated record